AGAGUGGUCCCUAAGUUCCUAUGGCUUUAAAUUCAAAGGUCUCACCCUAGAUCUUCCAAAAGCAACGUCGUUUUGCUUGUGUAGAUCACAUUGGUCCCUAGUGUUUUACUUUUGGCUAGUUGCAUUAGUGAUUAUACUUGAAGGUUGAUUUGGGAAGUGGGGAAAUGGCGAAAAUCUCCAUUCGUUUUUGGGGGAUGAUUCUGGUCAUAUGCUUGUGCUGGGCAGCCAUGGCAGAAGCAGAGUACAAGAAAUACAAGGAUCCGAAGCAGCCCAUAAACGUUCGAAUCAAGGACUUAAUGAGCCGGAUGACUCUGGAGGAGAAGAUUGGCCAAAUGACCCAGAUUGACAGAACUGUUGCUUCUGGUCAAGUGAUUAACAAGUACCUUCUUGGGAGUGUGUUGAGUGGCGGAGGUAGUGUUCCGGCCCCAAACGCGUCGGCUGAGACAUGGAUCGACAUGGUAAAUGGUUACCAAGUAGGUGCGCUAACCACCCGCCUUGGGAUCCCAAUUAUCUACGGCAUUGAUGCUCUCCACGGCCACAACAAUGUCUACAAGGCCACCAUUUUCCCUCACAAUAUUGGUCUCGGAGCUACCAGAGAUCCUGAACUAGUCAAGAGAAUCGGAGCAGCCACUGCUCUUGAAGUCAGAGCUACAGGCAUCCAUUAUACCUUUGCACCCUGUAUUGCGGUUUGUAGAGAUCCAAGAUGGGGGCGGUGCUUUGAAAGCUACAGUGAAGAUCACAAGAUUGUUCAGGCAAUGACUGAGAUCAUUUCAGGAUUACAAGGAGAAAUCCCUGCUAAUUCCCGAAAAGGCGUACCCUUUCUUGGCGGCCAAAACAAGAUCACGGCAUGCGCUAAGCACUAUUUGGGUGACGGAGGGACAACCGAUGGAAUCAACGAAAACAACACCGUUAUAAGCAGGCAAGGAUUGCUAAGCAUCCACAUGCCAGCCUAUCUUAAUGCGAUUGUCAAGGGAGUAUCAACCGUGAUGAUCUCCUACUCGAGCUGGAACGGACUAAAAAUGCAUGCCAAUCAUGAACUUAUCACCGGUUACCUCAAGAACAAACUACGUUUCAGGGGAUUUGUCAUCUCGGAUUGGCAAGGACUUGAUCGGAUCACAAGUCCACCGCACGCCAACUAUACGUACUCUGUCCUAACUGGAAUCCAUGCCGGCAUUGACAUGGUCAUGAUUCCAUUUAACUAUACAGAAUUCAUCGACACUCUAACCUCCUUGGUGAAUAAAAACUUCGUUCCAAUGACCCGAAUUGACGAUGCAGUAAAAAGGAUAUUGCGAGUUAAGUUCACAGCGGGCCUCUUUGAACACCCAUAUGCUGAUUACAGCUUCGUUAACGAGCUAGGAAGUCAGGAGCAUAGAGAAUUGGCGAGGGAGGCUGUGAGGAAAACUCUUGUGCUGCUGAAGAACGGUAAAUCGGAUGAUCAACCAUUGUUACCACUUCCGAAGAAGGCAAGAAAAAUACUUGUUGCAGGAACCCAUGCCGACGAUCUUGGUAACCAGUGUGGCGGGUGGACAAUCACAUGGCAGGGACUUAGCGGUAACAAUAACACAAUUGGAACCACAAUACUUAAGGGCAUUAAAAAAACUGUCGACCCGACAACUGAAGUAGUCUACAAGGAAAACCCAAAUCCCAACUUCGUCAAGUCUGGUAAAUUCUCCUAUGCCAUUGUUGUGGUAGGAGAACCACCGUACUCGGAGACAUUUGGCGACAGCUUAAAUUUGACACUCCCGGAACCUGGCCCGAGCAUCAUCACGAACGUAUGUCGAUCGGUGAAAUGUGUUGUUGUCCUCAUAACUGGCCGCCCGGUCGUGAUCCAACAAUACGUUCCCGUUAUGGACGCCCUGGUAGCCGCCUGGCUGCCCGGAACCGAAGGCCGAGGCAUCGCUGAUGUCUUGUUUGGGGACUAUGGUUUCGUUGGAAAGCUCUCUCGAACUUGGUUCAAGACUGUCGAUCAGCUCCCGAUGAACGUCGGCGACCGGCAUUAUGACCCUCUAUUCCCCUUUGGAUUCGGACUGACCACUAAACCAACCAAGACACAGUAAAAGAAAUUCUGUAUUUUUCAAUUUCAUCCAAUUCUCCAUUGGAUUUUUUUUUCCUUCCCUUCCCCGCUUCAGCCCCCUGCUUUGUUGUGGGAGCUCUUGUAUUCUCUCCCUUAUUGAGUUCUUCGUAAAUUUUUCUUUUGCCAAUCGAAAAGAAAAAUCAAUACUUACGUUUGCGUUA
Molecule: messenger RNA, 2235 nt
Organism: Rhododendron vialii
Lineage: Eukaryota; Viridiplantae; Streptophyta; Magnoliopsida; Ericales; Ericaceae
Exons: 10
Coding region: 165-2057 (630 amino acids)
Biological process (GO): glucan catabolic process
Molecular function (GO): beta-glucosidase activity
Source: RefSeq, a predicted model, not a curated record